Molecule: messenger RNA, 2049 nt
Organism: Geodia barretti
Lineage: Eukaryota; Metazoa; Porifera; Demospongiae; Tetractinellida; Geodiidae
Source: the annotation of a GenBank genome assembly
AUGCCCAAUCGACUGAACAACGAAACCAGCCCUUACCUGUUGCAACACGCCAAUAACCCGGUCGACUGGUACCCCUGGGGCGAUGAGGCGUUGAGCCGCGCACGGGAGGAAGACCGACCCAUCCUGCUCAGCAUCGGCUACUCGGCGUGCCACUGGUGCCACGUUAUGGAGCGAGAAUCCUUCGAGAACGACGAAAUCGCCGCUUUGAUGAACGAUAAUUUCGUCAACAUCAAAGUUGACCGGGAGGAACGGCCCGACCUGGAUGCCGUUUACAUGGAGGCGAUCCAGAUGCUGACCGGCAGUGGCGGAUGGCCAAUGACGGUGUUCCUGACUCCAGAGGGUCGACCAUUCUACGGCGGCACCUAUUUCCCGCCUGAAGACCGGCAAGGGAUGCCGGGUUUCCCCAGGCUGCUGACCGCGGCAAGCCAGGCCUAUAGCACCAACAAGGGCGAGAUUGAACGGGUCACCCGGCAGCUGGCUGACCAGAUGGGUCGCACCGGUCAGAUGCCUCGGGGAACAACCCCGCUCACUACUGAGGCGAUGCACACCGCCUAUUCUCAGCUGGCGACCCAGUUCGACCAUCUGAACGGCGGAUUCGGCAACGCUCCCAAAUUCCCACAACCCAUGACCCCCGAGUUUCUGUUGCGCUACAACCACCACGGGUUCAACCAGCGCGCCCUGGAAAUGGUGGAACUCACGCUGCAAAAAAUGGCUUACGGCGGCAUUUACGACCAGGUGGCCGGCGGGUUUCACCGGUACUCUACUGAUGCCUACUGGCUCGUCCCCCACUUUGAAAAGAUGAUGUACGACAACGCCCUGCUGGCCCGGCUGUAUCUGCACGCCUGGCAAAUUACCGGCAACCCCCUGUACCGUCGCAUCACCGAGGAAACCCUGGAUUACGUCUUGCGCGAGAUGACCGACCCGGCCGGCGGUUUUUAUUCGGCGCAGGAUGCUGACAGCGAGGGCGUGGAGGGCAAGUUUUUCGUCUGGACGCCAGCCGAGUUGCAGGCAAUAUUGGGCGAAGAUGCCGACCUAAUCAUGGGUUACUACGGCGUCACCGAGCGCGGCAAUUUUGAGGGCGCCAACAUCCUCAACGUGACCAAACCCUUCCAGGACUACGCGGAUCAGCGCGGCGUCAGCGAUGAUGAAUUGGCCGCCGCGAUACAACGGUCUCGAACCGGCCUGCUGGAAGCGCGCGAGCAACGAAUCCACCCACUGCUGGACGACAAGGUGUUGACCGCCUGGAACGGCCUGAUGCUGCGGGCGUUCGCCGAAGCCGGCGCCGCAUUGCAACGGUCGGACUAUCUGGAUGCGGCCCGACGCAACGCCGAUUUCCUGCUGGGCACCAUGCGAGAUAGCAACAGCCGGGUCUUACGGACCUGGCGCAAAGGUCAGGCCAAAUUGCUGGGCUAUCUGGAAGAUUACGCGUGCCUGGCCGCCGGACUGCUCGAGCUCCACGAGGCGACACUGGAACCUCGCUGGCUGCAGGAAUCGGUGGCCCUGGCCGACGGCAUGGUCGCGCUGUUCUGGGACGAUGCUGUGGGCGGAUUCUAUGACACCGGCAACGACCAUGAAACCCUGGUAAUCCGUCCGCGCGAUGUGUUCGACAACGCGCAGCCCUGCGGCGGUUCCGUUGCGACCGAUGUACUGUUGCGGUUGGGGGUAGUUACCGGCAAUAACGACUACUCCGCCAAGGGUUCGACGCCGCUGCGUGCCUUGCUGCCGUUGUUUGGUCGCGCUCCGUCGGCCACCGGGCACUGGCUGGGCGCUUUGGAUUUCUACGUCUCGCUACCCAGGGAAGUUGUAAUUGUGGGGCCGGCGGAUCACCCGGAGACCCAAACAAUGCUAGAGGCGGUUGGAACCCGGUUUUUGCCCAACCAGGUGUUGGUGGGCAUGUCCGACCCAUCUGCUCCGCCCGUGCCGGAUUCGCCGCUCCUGGAGCAGCGUGGAAUGCAGGGCGGCGUCCCCACCGCCUACGUUUGCCAGCACUACGCUUGCCAACUGCCCGUCACCAGCGCUGAGGCGCUGGCGAUCCAACUCGAUUCCUGA